GAAGCUUCUGGUGUUCUGGAAUGGCAACUUGCUGCUCUUGAUCGUACAGGCACUUGGGAUAUUGUUCCGUUACCAUCACAUACAGUUCCUAUUACAUGCAAGUGGGUAUUCAAAAUUAAGACCAAGUCAGAUGGUUCCAUUGAGCGAUAUAAAGCUCAUCUUGUUGCUCGGGGUUUUCAACAAACUCAUGGAAGAGAUUAUGAUGAGACUUUUGCUCCUGUUGCUCAUAUGACCACUGUUCGUACUUUGAUUGCAGCGGCUGCUGCAUCUUCUUGGACUAUCUCUCAGAUGGAUGUCAAAAAUGCAUUUCUACAUGGAGAUUUGCAUGAGGAAGUUUAUAUGCAGCCACCUCCCGGUGUUGAUGUUCCUUCAGGACAUGUCUGUCGUCUCCGCUGUGCUCUUUAUGAUCUUAAACAAGCCCCUCGUGCUUGGUUUGAGCGCUUUGUCUCCUUAAUACAGGCUGCUGGUUUUGCACCGAGUGAUCAUGAUCCUGCUUUAUUUAUUCACCUCUCUCCACGUGGACGUACCUUACUUCUUCUCUAUGUUGAUGAUAUGUUGAUUACUGGAGAUGAUUUGGAUCAUAUUUCUCAUGUCAAACAGCAGCUUGGUAAGGAGUUUCAGAUGUCUGAUUUGGGUCCCCUCAGUUACUUCUUAGGGAUUGAGGUUUUUCACUCUGUAAAGGGAUAUUAUAUUUCUAAAUCCAAAUACAUUCAAGACCUCAUUGCUCGUUCUGGAAUCACUGACAAUAGGACUGCUGCAACACCAAUGGAUCUUCACUUGCAGCUUCGUCCUACUGAUGGUACAGUUCUUGAGGAUCCAUCUAGAUAUAGGCAUAUUGUGGGAAGUCUUGUUUAUCUCACUGUUACAAGACCUGAUAUUGCUCAUGCAGUUCAUAUCCUGAGUCAGUUCGUGAGUGCUCCUACUACUGUCCAUUUUGGUCAUUUGCUUCGUGUGCUGAGAUACUUGAGAGGGACAUCAUCCCAGUGUUUGUUCUAUGCUCGUGAUAGUCCGCUUCAGCUCCAUGCUUACUCGGACUCCACUUGGGCGAGUGAUCCAACAGAUCGUCGAUCAGUCACAGGCUAUUGUAUUCUUCUUGGCUCUUCUCCUCUUACAUGGAAGUCCAAGAAGCAAGCAGUCAUAUCUCGAUCUAGUACAGAGGCAGAACUUCGAGCACUAGCAACCACCACUUCAGAGAUUGUGUGGCGUCGAUGGUUGUUGGCUGAUUUUGGUAUCUCCUGUGAUGCUCCCACACCUCUCCUAUGUGACAACACUGGAGCCAUACAGAUUGCUAAUGAUCCAGUCAAGCAAUGUUCUUAUGGCGUCGCCUAGACGACAAGGCGCUCCCCUAUUUUGGCCCGCCUAGGCGUUUUAGCCCGCCUAGGCGGCUAGGCGGUGGUGACUCGCCACAACUCGCCUUAACGCCGUAAGAACAUUGCAGUCAAGUAUGAGUUAACAAAGCAUAUCGGUGUCGAUGCCUCUUUUACCCGAUCACAUUGUCAUCAGAAAACUAUUGCUCUUCAGUAUGUGCCCUCUGAACUGCAAGUAGCAGAUUUUUUUACUAAAGCACAAACUCAAGAGCAACAUCGGCUUCACUUACUCAAACUCAAUGCUUCCGAUCCUCCGCUUCCACCUUGAGUUUGAAGGGGGGUGUUAAGUAUAUGAAGGCCCGUCACUAUUGUAGGCCCAUAUGGCCCAUGAGGAC
Molecule: messenger RNA, 1702 nt
Organism: Panicum virgatum (switchgrass)
Lineage: Eukaryota; Viridiplantae; Streptophyta; Magnoliopsida; Poales; Poaceae
Exons: 1
Coding region: 229-1329 (366 amino acids)
Source: RefSeq, a predicted model, not a curated record